Podarcis lilfordi (Lilford's wall lizard) is the source of this 11758-nucleotide messenger RNA. The record is from the annotation of a GenBank genome assembly. Lineage: Eukaryota; Metazoa; Chordata; Lepidosauria; Squamata; Lacertidae.
UGGGAAAUGUAGUUCAAGAAGCCACGUGCCUUGGCAGGCUUGGAAGAAAACGCCGGAGGGAUUGCGGCCCCGCCUGCUCGUUCCGCAGAUUCCUGGAUUCCUGCUAGGAGCGGUGUCUGCCUUAGAUUUCCCGGAAAGUCAUGUAAUUUCCCCUAGAAACACUUCUCCUUAAGUGCAAACAAUACAGAGAUAAUGCUUUGAGCAGUGCGCUUUGGACACGCUCAGAGGAACUCUCACCUCUACUUCUUUUCUCUUUUUUUGCAGCUUCCAGGGUUGAGACUUGGCAUUGAAAAAAGGGGUCGUGUCUGCCUUCUUAGUUCAAGGUGAACUCGAAAUUCAUCCCGGGUUGAAUCGUUUUUUGUUUUUUAUUUGUGAAAUAGUUUUUAUUUGGUUUUAUAAGAGUAAUUCAAAAUAGUUAUAAUUUUUGUGUGGCUUCCCACGUGCUGUACUUCAAGGUCUGAUUCCCUUUAAUUCUGCCUCCAGACUAUUGCUCAAACCAAAUACAUCCAUUCUUGAUAAAAUCCCUUAUACCACAGCUAGUCCUAUGUUUGUGUUUCAAUGAAUCUCCUUGAAAUACGGGCGGCAACACCCCGUUUUGCCCUCUUGCACGUUGGUUGCACGUCAGUUAUACACAUUCAAAAUAGUCACGGCCUUUAGUCUUUUAAUAGUCUGUUAUUGUCCAGUACCUGACAGUCCUUGCAACAGACGUAAUCCAUUUGACGCCACUAUCGUAUCCUUAAUCUGGGGUCUGUGCACAUGCAACCCCCUAGAAACAGAAGGGACCCCUAUUCCUCUGGGUAAGUUCCAUAGUUAAGUGUUAGCACACAUGCUUGGCAUGUAGAAUCCCUGGCAUUCCUAAACUGGGCUGGGAAAGCCCCAUGUCUGAAAUGGCUGCCAUUCACUGGCCUGGUUCACAUGUCCCAGAGAGCAGCUGGAACAUGGCUUACCAUGACUGCAGCUGCAUUGCUCCUGGUGGGCUUUUGAGAUCAGCAGCAUCUGAACCUGAGAUCGUACUGUAUUGGCUUGAAUAUAAACCACACCCGCAAAUAAGCCGUACCUUUAAAAUUGAAAGGGGAGGGAGACAAUACCCGGAUAUAAGCCGCUCCCUUAAAAUUGAAGAGAAAAAGAAAAAAGUCCAUUGAAUUCAGUGACUAAAAUAGUGAUUUUAUUUUACCAUAUGCCAAGCCAGUUCAAGCCUUUGAUCUUGCAAGCCCUCAAAAGUUGCCGUACAAUCGCUAAAAUCGCUUUUCAAUUGCUACAAUUCCGCCCGUAAAUCGUAGCACCGUAAAUGCAAAUUAAAAAAUCAAUACUGCACUGUAAAGUAAGGGGAAAGCGACGAAUGAUAUUAGAAUUAAUUGCACAACAGUCUCGAGUUCGCAAAUCGGCAAGAAAACAUUUUUUUGUUCCAUUUUCCAUAUGUCUGCUUCAGCAGCGAUACCGCAAAAGCCAAUUUUUGUAAGGUCGCGAAUUUACGCCGCACUUUAACUUUUCACAGUCGGAAUUUGGAAAAAAAAUAAUGCGGCUUAUAUUCGGGCCAAUACGGUAGUAAAGCUCUCUCCUCCUUGGCCAUGACCUGUUGGACAUACCUUGGCUAAGGUAGGAGAGACUUUGGCUGAAACUGCACUGCACUGACCUGGCAAGCCUGUGACCUCCUCUUUGUGUGUGUGAAUGCAGCCAUGCUCCAAUGCUGGCUUGUUGCUGGACGGUAAUAAAUGCCAUUGACCUUUUGUGGUGCUUGGACAGGAUUGCUCCCCGGGCCCAGUCUCCGCAGCCUGAAAGAAGAUGGGGAAGGGCUACAAAGUGCUGGUUUGCGGAAUGGCCUCAGUGGGGAAGACCGCCAUUCUGGAGCAGGUCCUCUAUGGCAAGCACGAUGUGGGUAAGAGACGCACGUGGUUCCCCUUCUGCCCUUCCAGAGACACUUACAGGUGCCUGCCUUUCUUAUUUAACAAAUAAUCCGAAACCAUAAUCAUGGCAUGGCUGGGAUGGCGCCAGUAAAGCGGUUCUCAACAUUUCUUGUUGACGACGAGUAGCAAACUUGUUGCUUGUCAAAAUGUGUGCCAGUCACAAACGUGUGUGCCAGCCAGUGUACAGUGGUACCUCGGGUUACAUACGCUUCAGGUUACAGAUGCUUCAGGUUACAGACUCCGCUAACCCAGAAAUAGUACCUCGGGUUAAGAACUUUGCUUCAGGAUGAGAACAGAAAUCGUGCAGCAGCGGCAGCAGGAGGCCCCAUUAGCUAAAGUGGUGUCUUAGGUUAAGAACAGUUUCAGGUUAAGAACAGACCUCGGGAACGAAUUAAGUACUUAACCCGAGGUACCACUGUAUUUUCGAUUCAACUUUGGGGCGGGGGAGAGAGUAACACCUUUUGCAUUUAUUACCAUUAAUAUGAGUCUUGAGUAAGUGUGUACUUGUUCGGCCGUAAGCCACAACAGUAUGAAGGUAUUCAUACCAAAUACAAAACCGAAACCAAACAAUUGCUUGUAUAGAUGCACCUUUUGUGAAUUUGUCCAGGCCAGAGCUGAUUACAAGGGGAAGCAAGCCAUGAUUUGAUCAGUAGGAAACAAGGCGUCAAAACCACCAUACAGUUACUAAUCAUUGAAACAUAUUUUUGGGGGGCGCAAGGGAAGCAGCUUUGGCGCGCAAUGUGUGUUUUUGAAUGUGUUCGCUAAGAACUCUGUUUCUCCUUUUUUGAAAACAACAGGUGCAGAAUGCAGCGCGACAAGCGAAGACGUGUAUGUGGCUUUGGCUGAAACGGACCGAGGAGUGAAAGAACAGUUGCGCCUGUACGACACCAGGGGUGUGCAAGAAGGAGAGGAGUUCCCCAAACAUUAUUUCUCCCUCGCAGACGGCUUUGUUCUUGUCUAUGCCGUGAACAGCCUGGAAUCCUUCGAAAGAGCUGACUGGCUGAAGAAGGAGAUUGACAAGUGUAGAGAUAAAAGAGAGGUAAAACACACACACACACAAAAUACCUUCAGUCGCGUCUGAGAUACGACAAUGAGAGGGAAAAUGAGCUCAUCACCUAAAAAGCAGGUUUUCCAAACCACCGUGGUACCUCGGGUUACAUACGCUUUAGGUUGCAGACGCUUCAGGUUACAGACUCCGCUAACCCAGAAAUAGUACCUCGGGUUAAGAACUUUACCUCAGAAUGAGAACAGAAAUUGCGCGGCGGCAACAGGAGGCCCCAUUAGCUAAAGUGGUACCUCAGGUUAAGAACAGUUUCAGGUUAAGAACAGACCUCCGGAACGAAUUAAGUACAUAACCAGAGGUACCACUGUACUUAUUUACCUGCAGAUAAUGCAAUUUUACACGUGCUGGGGGUCAGUGUAGUUGUGUGCAGAGAUGGGACAGGAGUAAAAGGCCUCUGCUAUGAAUAACCCCCUCGUAGGAAGCAGCAAAGGGGUCACUUGCUCUGCCGACCAGAUUUUUUUUUUAGUCUUUUAGUGUCUCUCCUUUUACAUUAGAUUUGUGUCUCCUUUGCAAAGGGUAACUGCCAAGUUAAAAGCAAGGUCUCGUAGUCACAAGGCUUAACGUGAGCUGCAGUGUUUGAAAAGAGUGGUUGUAAAAGGUUCUUAAAACCCGCCGUAACUAUUUCCUUGUUAGUCUGUUGUAUCGGAAACAACUGCAAGUCUUUUUGGCAUCAUAAACAAUCCAUUUAUUAAGGCAUAAGCUUAAUCCACUGUUUUGGGCUGGGACACCUGUAAACACACUGAGCAGUGAGGUCACAGGGAAAUGAAAUGCAGAAAGUACAGGCAGUGCUAAUUACAUAAUUAACAGAAGUCGUUCACAAAACGUUGGCUGAUAACAAAUGGUGAGGACCAUUAUGCCAUCUUUCCUUGCAAAAGAAGAAGCGUGGCAUAAUGGUUAGAGCAGUGGUUCCCAACCUUUUUUUGGCCAUCUCUAAAAUCCCGAUGCCCGUCCGCCCUGUGACAUAUAAUUCUUCUUAUUCAAAAAGUGAACUCCUAUUCACGUGGAGGAAGCCUAAAAGGCCGUUAACUGUUAAUAACUCAGUCUCGAAUUGCCCCCCCCCCAAAAAAAUCAAAUUGCGCCCCUAUGGGGCGUUUGCCCCACGUUGGGAAUUAUGGGAUUAAGAAUGUCGCAGGGGUGCCAACUUGAGUAAAAUAUGGGGGGGGGGCAGGUAGGCCCCGUCCUGCAUGACAUGGCGCACACACACCAUUUGAAUGACAAUGCCCAUCAACUUUGGGGGGGCCCAGACCCCUCAAAUAUUUUAUGGGGGUGGGGAGUUGGAUCCCAUGGAGUGUUGGACUAGGACCUGGGAGAACAGGUUUCAAAUCCCUUCUCAGCCAUGAACCUCACUGGAGGACCUCGGGUCAGUCAUCCUCUCGUAGCCUAACCGACCUCCCAGGGUUGUUGUGAGGCUUAAAUGGGGGGGAGGAGAAUCACAGACAUCGCCUUAAGCUCCUUGGAAGAUAAAGAUUGGCCUCUAAAUGUCGUAAAUAAAUAAAAAAAUGGAUUGGAAGUGCUUUUUGCCUUAAUAGCAUCUUCUGCCAUAAUCUGUAAGGUUAGUCUGUAAGGUGCCAAGGAAAGUGUUGGGAUAAAAACUAUUACAGUGGUGCCCCGCAAGACGAAUGCCUCGCAAGACGGAAAACCCGCUAGACGAAAGGGUUUUCCGUUUUGGAGGUGCUUCGCAGAACGAAUUUCCUAUGGGCUUGCUUCGCAAGACGAAAAUGUCUUGCGAGUUCCUGCGGGGUUUUUUUCCUUUUUCCCAAGCCGCUAAACCGCUUAUCAGCUGAUCGGCUAAGCCGCUUAACAGCUGAUCGCUAAGCCGCUUAUCAGCUGAUCCGCUAAGCCCGCUAAGACGCUAAUACUGUAGCGCUAAACCGCUAAUGGGCUUGCUUCGCAAGACGAAAAAACCCGCAAGAUGAAGAGACUCGCGGAACGGAUUAUUUUCGUCUUGCGAGGCACCACUGUACAGUGGUACCUUUGUUGGACUGGUCAUGUUGUGUGGAUGCCUGAUUAUCAUCUUCCAAAGCAACUACAGUGGUAUCUCUGGUUACAGACGCUUCAGGUUACAGACGCUUCAGGUUACAGACUCCGCUAACCCAGAAAUAGUACCUUCGGUUGAGAAUUUUACCUCAGGAUGAGAACAGAAAUCGCAUGGCGGCGACGCAGCGGCAGCAGGAGGCCCCAUUAGCUAAAGUGGUGCUUCAGGUUAAGAACAGUUUCAGGUUAAGAACGGACCUCCGGAACAAAUUAAGUUCUUAACCCGAGGUACCACUGUAUAACAGUAAUACUAAGAUAAUGGAUUUAAUCAGGGGUUUUUUUUUAGGGGUUUCACCGCGGCUACUAAAUCAGACCCUUCACAAGGAAAUGGCUUCAUCAAUGUUUGCUAAUCGACUGCUGCAGCUCAGGAAGCUGAGGAAUAUCACCUACGCAGGGCUCUGUGUAUUUUCCUGCAAUAAAUUCUGUAUGUAAAGAGAGAGUGAAUCCCUAAUGGAUCUCUUAACUAAGUGCCUGUAACAAAAAAAAAGAAAGGAAGGAAGCAUUCAUCUGGGGCCAUUUAAAGCAAGUCAGCACAAGACUGCAGUUAUGUAAUGUUUGGCUGUUGUCAGAGCAAAGUUCUUACGUAACUCAGGGCUUGCCGGUUGCAUCGAUUAAGGUUGCAUCGGAAAGAGGCCUUUGCUACCUUUUCAUGGACUCUUAAUAUAGCAGUCAGAGGCGUUGUUACUCAGUGUUCUCCUUUGAUUGUGUAUCCUGAACCUUGUGUAAAGGAGGAAGUGGAUUCCCAGCAUUCCCCGAAAAUGGGGCCUGCCCGCAGCGCAGCCAAUCGCUUCUGUUUCAUCACCGCAGAUUUCGUAGCGUUCCUGACUUUGGCAUACAGACCGCAAGACUCAGUGAGGUUAAAGGAAGGAGUGUAAUCCUAUUCUGUGAAGUAAUCCUUCAGUGCUUACCUCAGUCUGGACCCGUGAGGGAGUAGAAUGGACCACGUCGCAUUUUCAAAUGCUCCCCUGCGUCAAAGACUCAACGAAAUAAGGACAAGGGAACAUUUUCUUCCCCCAAGUGGUAAUUUCUAUUAACGGGCAGCUUUUAAAAGGCAGAAAUAACCCACUGAAGAAGAAUGGUUGAGCAAUAUGCAGAAUUGGCAAAGUCAACAGCUAAAAUAAAAGAACCUAAUGACGGAGGUUUUGUGGAAGAAUGGAAACGCUUCUCGGAUUAUUUAAAAAAAUAUAAUAUGAUGAGUGAUAUUAUAAUAUGAUGAGCAAGGAGGAUUUGAACUUUGAGCAACAGAAGGGAUUGAAAAUUACCGUAGUUUUGUCGAGGUUUAAGCGAUAGAAGACAGCUGAGGGAGAGAAACAGAAACAGCAUAUAAAAGGGGAUGGGAAGUUGGGGAGGGGGAGUUUUUAUUAUGUAUUGAAAUGUAUGUGUAAAAUUUUGGAAAACUUCAGAAAAAAAACUUCAGAAAAAUAUAUAUAAAGCAACAACAACAUGGCGGAGCAUUCAAAAGUUGUGUGCUCCACUUGUAAGCCAAAGUAGUACAGUCCAUUUUAACACCUGCCCAAUUCUGCAGCAUGCGUAGGGCCAAAGCAAAAGACCUUGAUUUAAAAUAAAACUGAGAAUUGGGAGGGACAGGGUGCCUUAGGUAUAUGAGGGUCCCAUGGUGUCCCUGAGGAACCCCAGGCAUCCAUAUUGACUGAGUCAGAAAAAACAAUACAGCACAAGACCAGCUGUUUGAAAGGGGUUAAAUUUAGCCCCCACUUUUUCUCCCCCAAACAGCUGAUUGGUGGUAUUGCGGAUUCUCUCACCAGGGCUGUCUAAGAGCAGCCCCUCAAUGGUGCCCAGAUAUGUUGCUGGAUCAGGGUGAGUCAUUACUUAUUAAUAAGUCAGAAAAGUGAAUCAGGUUGUUAUUAACAGCACAGUAACUGCUUUGUUUACUACGAAGUUUCUUUCCUAAUCCAAUUAUAUAAUCGGUUGUCAUAGCAAGUGCUAUUUAGGAUACGGCUUCCUAAUUUGACUACACACACAUUGCAUCAAAGGACCUGGAAACACAGGCUGCCUCUCCUGUGAGCAAGUAAUCGACUGAGUCACUUUGCUGCACAGAAAGAUCCCUUGUGAUUCCUCUCCUCCGUUUCGUUUUAACUGUAAGGCAGAAUAGAUUUUUCUCUCUCUGUCUCUCCUUUAAUGUUAGCAGUUUGAAAGUAGUAUUUGCAUUCCCAUGGGGUUUGUAGUUCGACACAACAAAGGACGGAACGAGUCGUGAAUACCCUUUCAUCUGUGGUUGUAAUUCAUUGCAUCUCAAAAUCAAAACCGUAAAUCAAAACAAUUCAAAUCUUGUUAAGACAGUUGACGUUCGGCACUGUCUCUGUUGCUCACUUUUGGAAGAGAGAACAGGUUGUUUGAAUAGUGCCGUAUAUUCUACUUCCUGAUUCCUUAGAUGCAAAUUCAAGAACAGUAGGGAUUUGAUAAAAUAACCAGGAGCAAAGGAAUAAUCUUAAAAACCCACAAGAGAAGCAAAUUGUGAAAAGUGAACAGCUACUCUCUUACCCUGGUCAUUUUGAAGUUUUCCCCAAAUCCUGCCUUUUUUCAGCGCCUUUAGAGAAAAUUGCUUUUUAAAUGCAAAAGCAACCAUGGUUGCUAGAAACUUGCUACUACUUUAUUUCAAUAAUUUAUAAUUAGAGACAUUAGAGAAUUUUAUUUCAAUAAUUUAUAUGCUGCUUACUUAUAAUUAGAGUGGUGUAUAAUAAGAAACUUGAUCCAAUGUAAAUAAAGAUAAUUUAAUAUUAUAAAAUAAAAAUUCAGUUAAAAUGUCUGCUGGCAUUAAAAAGAGUCUUUGUAAAUUAUAUAAUCCCCCUUUUCGAUCCCUCAGAUUUGCACAAAACCAGAAAAGUGCUCAAUCCCUCUUCACAGGGAUUGCUGGGAAUUUUAACCCAGAAUUCUUUGGAGGAAACUAUGACUGUUUAAAGUGGAAUCGUAGCGCUCUAAAUGUUGUUUCAGUGUUGCCUUGUUAGAACUCUGUAGGGAGGAGGCUGGGGACAAGGGUAGAAUUACUCAUCUCUGGCGCCACCUACUGUUGACCUCCCUGCCUUCUGCUUUACUAAUCCCAGUGGGCGCCAGCCAUGACUGUAAUAAGGCAAAUAGGAAAAAGAGAAGGCAGUUUAGAAGAAGCCAAAUUACAUCAGUACCGUAAAGGAAAGAACUGGGGGAAGGAAGAUCCAAAAGGAAAGAAAACUGGCAGCAGAACUGAAGAGAGAAGCAGAGAACGAAGCAAAGCUGAGAAUUGGAGUAAUCACUUUAGGAAAGAAAAGGAGAAUAACUAACUUUGCAGUUAAGACUGGCAAGAUCUAAAAGGACGAUGUGGGUUGAAAACCAGCCGGGAACAACCUUAAUCACAACUUGCUUCAAAACCAGCCCAGCCACGAUGCAGCCAGUGCUGCCAUCAUACUUUGGGGCAGGCAGAUGUCAGAGCCCUACUCAGCAAAAUGAGCAGGCGGGGCCCCAAGACGCAACAGGGCUGCCUUAUCGCAGGCAGAGUAAUACAUCUCGUCAUCUUACAAGGAGGUGAGGAAAAACAUUCAGUCUUAGAGUCUUACGUAACUGCCGAGCUGAACACACCCAAAGCCUUUGGCAUGCCUGUGUUCUGGAUUUGGUGUGGCCUGCCUGAAUAAUGUCGAAGCUCAUAGCAACAUCCCUAUGUCAUGUUUCAUAGGAAAGAAGAGCCGUAUUUAAGUACUAUAAUUUAAUAUGCUUGCCUGCAGGUUUCCUGGCCGCUAUUUGUUUCUGGGCUUGCAGCCGCUUGUAUUUUUCAAUACACCACAACAUGCCAAGGAUACUUUUGCACAGGCAAUCUUAGUCACUGGGCUUUAAAAAUUGGGAGCAAUUCCUUGCUUCGCUGACAUAUUGGGCUCCUCUUGAAACCUAAUACCAUCUUAGUAGCAUCUGACUUUUUUUUUUAAGCAACAGAUUACAUGGAUUGAUAUAUGGCAGGAGUAGCCAAUUUGGUGCCCAGCAGAUGUUGUUGGACUACAAUACCCAUGAUCCCUGACCAUUGCCAACAACAUCAAGUGUUGUUGGACUACAAUACCCAUGAUCCCUGACCAUUGCCAACAACAUCAGGUGUUGUUGGACUACAAUACCCAUGAUCCCUGACCAUUGCCAACAACAUCAAGUGUUGUUGGACUACAAUACCCAUGAUCCUUGACCACUGCCAACAACAUCAAGUGUUGUUGGACUACAAUACCCAUGAUCCCUGACCAUUGCCAACAACAUCAAGUGUUGUUGGACUACAAUACCCAUUACCCCUGACCAUUGCCAACAACAUCAGGUGUUGUUGGACUACAAUACCCAUGAUCCCUGACCAUUGCCAACAACAUCAAGUGUUGUUGGACUACAAUACCCGUGAUCCCUGACCAUUGCCAACAUCAUCAAGUGUUGUUGGACUACAAUACCCGUGAUCCCUGACCAUUGCCAACAACACCAGGUGUUGUUGGACUACAAUACCCAUGAUGCCUGACCAUUGCCAACAAGGUGUUGCUAGACUACAGUAACCAUAGUCCUUGACCAUUGCGAACAGCAGCAGCUCUAACCUGCAGAGCAGCAGACAGGGGUGAUGGGAUUUGUAGACCAACAAGAUCUGGAGGGCACUAUGUGGCAUACAGAUUCCAUCAAAGGCAGCACCUUAGAAUUAAAAUGCAGUCCGACCCAUUGGUCCAUUGAAGUAAAUGUUGCCUCCUCUGAAUGACAGAAGGUCUCAUGGGAGAGAGAGCAGCUUUCUGCCCCUUGGCUGAACAGGAUGCAAAGCCUGUGCUUUGCCACUGAGCCUCUCCGCAUUUCUGACGGAUUGCUUCCUUCCUUUUUUCAGGGCUCUAUUGUUGUCUUAGGCAACAAAGCUGACCUGGUGGAGGAAAGACAAGUCGAGGUGGCUGUGGCUCAACAGUGGGCCAAACUCGAGAAGGUGAAGCUGUGGGAAGUCACGGUGACCGACGGAAGGACGCUGGUCGAGCCCUUUGCCGUGCUGGCGAGCAAACUCUCUCAGGCCCAGAACAAGUCGGCUUUUCCUUUGCCCGGGCGGAAGCCCAAAGGCAACAACGAUGACGGCUGAAGGCCAUUUCAACCAGGGAGGAGUGUCUCGAGUUGUCGGUCUGUGUUUUAUGCUGUUCCUUUUGUGCUUCCUCAAGUGCUCGCAGAGUUUGACGCUGCAGUUAGUAAACUUGUGUAUGCAGUUUCUCUGCUGUCGUUUCUAAAGGGGAUGAAUAGCCCUUUUUUAAAAAAAGAUGUACACAAACAAGCUAUAGAAAUACUUGCAUACCUGCCCAGAAUGAAAGGGUGUGCAGGAUGGAGGAAGAGGGACUGAGAGAACCCGAUGAAUUCUUUCAAACUUUGCCCACUGGUGUGGACAGCAAGCCAUAAAACAUUGUGAAUGAAAAAGAUGGGGAGGGUGUGGAUACUCGCCCGUCAAUUGCACACCUAGAAAAAUCUGGUAAGAGCGAGCCAUUUACAAACGCUCCAUUCUCACAUCCCCUCGCAUCCUCUGUAUACUAAUAGUGAAUUCAUACUUUGAUUCUGCAUAUUUUUGUGGCCAAAAUCUGUGCACGAGAUGGAGGCAUCAGAAGCCUUGGGAGAACCCCAAGAUUUGCAAAAGUGGAGGGGGGGCCGUUUGGGGGGGAAUUAGGGGUGUGAGGAGUGAGAAUGUUCAGUGGGCAUGAAAUGCUGUCUGCUAUAUUGGGUUGAGGGACAGAAAAUGGGAGGAGGUGGAAUGGAGAAAAGGGCAUGGCCAGCUGAAACGCUAAUCAGGAAUAUUUAACGCUGCGACUUUUUGUUGCAGAUCCAACUUGUUUGUUUUAUAAUGCACGUCAUGGAGUAAUGGGACCAGAUUUUCACAAGCGAGAUUCAAGCCCACAUAAAAAGCAGUCGGGGUUUGGCUUAAGUACUUAAGCAAGCAGUUGCUCUCCUGUAGGGCAGCGUAGGUGAGAAAAAGAGCCACUCUUUAAUAAUAAGUCAUUUAUAAAGGGUUCAUUUAUUAGCCACUCUUCAGCGUAAGAUUCCCAGGGGAGUGAACAGUUUUAAGUAGUAGCAGGUACAAUAGAAGUCCAUAUAUUAAAAGCAAAAAAAAAAAGAAAAAAAGCAGCAGCCGUAAAAUCUAUUGGAUCCAGAAAAAACAAGUGUUAAAAACAGUUAAUAAAGCAUGCUGGAAUACCUGAGCAAAUAAAAGUCCUCCCUUAUACUGAAAGGGCAUAAAAGAUGAGCUGGUUUGGAAGAGAUACUCCUUUCUGCAAUCACAAGUGGACUUUCCACAGUCACCACCCUCCUGACAUCAGAUGGUGCUUCCAAUGAAGUAUUUGCACAGAAGGUCUUUCAAAUAAGGUCCCAAGCAAUUACUUUCUAAGUAAUGCCCAUCACUUUCUUUGGUGCCCAGAUGAUGCAAGCACCAGGUAAAGUAUGUUCCAAUUAGCAACCUAGCAUUUUGUCCUAACUGGAGUUUCCAGGAAAUCUUCAAUGACAGUCCUAAGUAUCAUGUAUUGCAGUAGUCCAGCCAAGACGCCAACCUGUGCCUAAGCUGUCUAGGAGGCAUCACAGAGGGUGUGCCAGUCUUCAACAACAAAUAGAAGGCAGCUUAGAGGUGUCCUGUAAAAUAACUUUCUUUUUGUGUUUUCAGAAUUUAGUAAAGCCUCCUUUGCCAAUAUUCCAGGAUUGUUGAUUUAAUCUUCUCAUUUCUUGGAACACCCUUUCAGAAUGCAACUUCUCAGUGUGCUUUGGUUCUUCUUCCUGUGAAUUUACCUCUAGUAGCCCAAGAGGGUGAAGAUUU